Ilex paraguariensis (yerba mate) is the source of this 1529-nucleotide messenger RNA. Lineage: Eukaryota; Viridiplantae; Streptophyta; Magnoliopsida; Aquifoliales; Aquifoliaceae. The record is from the annotation of a GenBank genome assembly.
AAAUACAUCCAUGCUCGUACAGAUCUGUUCUAUCAGAUAGAAGUUUAGAGAGAGAAACUUUCAGACUGAGAGAGGAGGAGGAGGAGGAGGAGGUGGUGGAGGAGACUAUGGAGGAGAAGUUGAUGCAGAGGUUGGAGUCGGCGGUGACGCGGUUGGAGGUGCUGUCCACAGGCGGAUUCCGGACGAGAGGUUCGCCGGAGAUUGACGGAGAUGCGGCGUCGAAGGAUCCAUCAAUCAUCGCGUUCGACGAUUUGAUGUCGCAAUACGUAGGUAGGGUUUCGAGUGCUGCGGAGAAGAUAGGGGGACAAGUUUUGGAUGCCACUAAGAUAAUUGGAGAGGCGUUCUCUGUUCAGAAGGAGCUUCUUAUUAAGGUCAAGCAAACUCAAAAACCUGACAUGACUGGUUUAGGAGAAUUUAUUAAACCAUUGAAUGAUGUGAUUAUGAAAGCGAAUGUGAUGACAGAAGGAAGACGGUCUGAUUUCUUCAACCACUUGAAGACCACCGCUGACAGUCUGACAGCGCUGGCAUGGAUCGCAUACGCAGGCAAAGAUUGCGGGAUGAGCAUGCCUAUUGGGCAUGUGGAAGAAAGUUGGCAAAUGGCUGAAUUUUACAGCAACAAGGUUCUUGUAGAGUACAGAAAUAAAGACCCAAAUCAUGUGGAGUGGGCUAAAGCUUUGAAGGAGCUUUAUGUACCAGGUUUAAGGGAUUAUGUGAAAACUCACUAUCCUUUGGGUCCUGUAUGGAGUGCCACAGGAAAAACAACUGUAUCUGCUCCCUUAAAAACUCCUACCUCAAUUGCUCCUGCUCCUCCACCUCCUCCGCCAGCUUCACUCUUCAGUUCUGAAUCUCCUCAGCCGUCAGCUUCACACCCAAAGGAAGGAAUGGCUGCUGUUUUUCAAGAAAUUGGUUCAGGAAAGUCGGUGACAGCUGGUUUGAGGAAAGUCACAGCUGAUAUGAAAACAAAGAACCUUUCUGAUAGAACUAGCGUUGUUACUGCUAGUGAAAAAGGUCAUGUUAGUUCCUCCUCAUUCUCUAAAGCAGGUCCUGCAAAGUUAGAGCUUCAAAUGGGUCGGAAGUGGGUAGUUGAGAAUCAAAUUGGAAGAAAGAAUUUAGUCAUUGAUGACUGUGAUGCAAAGCAAACAGUUUAUAUUUUUGGAUGCAAAGAUUCUGUUCUACAGAUCCAAGGAAAAGUUAACAACAUAACUGUUGACAAAUGCACGAAGAUGGGUGUUGUAUUCACGGAUGUUGUGGCUGCUUGCGAGAUUGUUAAUUGCAAUGGCAUUGAGGUGCAAUGCCAGGGUUCAGCUCCUACCAUUUCAGUAGACAACACUGCAGGGUGCCAAUUAUAUUUAAGCAAAAAUUCUUUGGAGGCUUCCAUAACAACAGCUAAGUCAAGCGAAAUCAACGUACUGGUACCAGGUGUUGAGCCUGAUGGUGACUGGGGGGAGCAUUCUUUGCCUCAGCAGUUUGUUCAUAUAUAUAAGGAUGGUCAGUUUGUCACGACUCCAGUCUCGCACUCAGGAGGGUGA